This is a messenger RNA of Cynocephalus volans (Philippine flying lemur), 4101 nucleotides long. RefSeq names its product kinesin associated protein 3 (gene KIFAP3). Gene Ontology annotation, molecular function: kinesin binding. Lineage: Eukaryota; Metazoa; Chordata; Mammalia; Dermoptera; Cynocephalidae. The coding region runs from base 200 to 2581 and encodes 793 amino acids. Gene Ontology annotation, cellular component: axoneme; ciliary transition zone; kinesin II complex. The transcript has 20 exons. Gene Ontology annotation, biological process: cilium organization; microtubule-based movement. The record is from RefSeq and is a predicted model, not a curated record.
GCGUUUUGCGGCCCAGGAGCUGUGGGAGGAGUCGGCGGCCUCACCGUGGUAACCGUAGCACCGCCGCUGCACCGCCGCUGCCCCGCCUUGCAGGCCUCAGGACUGUCAUCGCCUUUGGGUGUGAGGACCACCUUCCCCGGAAAUAGUCCUGUCGGCCCUUUGCAAAUACCCCCAUCCUUCCCACGCCGCCGUCGCCGCCAUGCAAGGGGAGGACGCCAGAUACCUCAAAAGGAAAGUGAAAGGAGGGAAUAUUGAUGUACAUCCAUCAGAAAAAGCACUCAUUGUUCAAUAUGAAGUGGAAGCUACCAUUCUUGGAGAAAUGGGGGAUCCCAUGUUGGGAGAACGAAAAGAAUGCCAAAAAAUUAUUCGUCUUAAGAGUCUCAAUGCCAACACAGAUAUAACUUCCCUGGCACGGAAGGUGGUUGAAGAAUGUAAACUCAUACAUCCCUCAAAACUAAAUGAGGUAGAACAGUUAUUGUACUAUCUACAGAACCGCCGUGAUUCAUUGUCAGGAAAAGAAAAAAAAGAAAAAUCAAGCAAGCCUAGAGAUCCACCUCCUUUUGAAGGAAUGGAGAUUGAUGAAGUUGCUAACAUUAAUGACAUGGAUGAAUAUAUUGAGUUACUAUAUGAAGAUAUUCCUGACAAGGUUCGAGGUUCUGCUUUGAUCCUGCAGCUUGCUCGAAAUCCUGAUAACUUGGAAGAACUACUAAUGAAUGAAACUGCCCUUGGUGCAUUAGCAAGAGUCCUGAGAGAAGACUGGAAGCAAAGUGUUGAGUUAGCUACAAACAUAAUUUACAUCUUUUUUUGCUUUUCCAGCUUUUCUCAGUUUCAUGGACUUAUCACUCAUUAUAAAAUUGGAGCUCUCUGUAUGAAUAUCAUUGAUCAUGAGUUAAAAAGACAUGAGCUUUGGCAAGAAGAACUUUCUAAGAAGAAGAAGGCUGCUGAUGAAGACCCUGAAAACCAAACUUUAAGAAAGGAUUAUGAAAAAACCUUUAAAAAAUACCAGGGACUUGUGGUAAAACAGGAACAGCUGUUACGAGUUGCUCUUUAUCUGCUUCUGAAUCUUGCUGAGGAUACUCGUACAGAACUGAAGAUGAGGAACAAGAACAUAGUUCACAUGUUGGUGAAGGCUCUUGAUCGGGACAAUUUUGAGCUGCUUAUUCUAGUUGUGUCAUUCUUGAAAAAACUCAGCAUUUUUAUGGAGAAUAAAAAUGACAUGGUAGAAAUGGAUAUUGUUGAAAAACUGGUAAAAAUGAUACCUUGUGAGCAUGAAGAUCUGCUGAAUAUCACGCUCCGACUUUUACUAAAUCUGUCCUUCGACACAGGACUGAGGAAUAAGAUGGUACAAGUUGGACUGCUUCCCAAACUCACUGCACUUCUAGGCAAUGAAAACUGCAAACAAAUAGCAAUGUGUGUUCUUUACCACAUAAGCAUGGAUGACCGCUUCAAAUCAAUGUUUGCAUACACUGACUGUAUACCACAGUUGAUGAAGAUGCUCUUUGAAUGUUCGGAUGAACGAAUUGACUUCGAACUCAUUUCUUUCUGCGUUAAUCUUGCUGCUAACAAGAGGAAUGUACAACUUAUCUGUGAAGGAAAUGGGCUGAAGAUGCUAAUGAAGAGGGCUCUGAAGUUCAAGGAUCCAUUGCUAAUGAAAAUGAUUAGAAACAUUUCCCAGCAUGAUGGACCAACUAAAAAUUUGUUUAUUGAUUAUGUUGGGGACCUUGCAGCCCAGAUCUCUAAUGAUGAAGAGGAGGAGUUUGUGAUUGAAUGUUUGGGAACUCUUGCAAAUUUGACCAUUCCAGAUUUAGACUGGGAAUUGGUUCUUAAGGAGUACAAGUUGGCUCCAUACCUCAAGGAUAAACUAAAACCAGGCGCUGCAGAAGAUGAUCUUGUUUUAGAAGUGGUUAUAAUGAUUGGAACUGUAUCUAUGGAUGACUCUUGUGCUGCAUUGCUAGCCAAAUCUGGGAUAAUCCCUGCACUCAUUGAAUUGCUAAAUGCUCAACAAGAAGAUGAUGAAUUUGUGUGUCAGAUAAUUUAUGUCUUCUACCAGAUGGUUUUCCACCAAGCCACAAGAGAUGUAAUAAUCAAGGAAACUCAGGCGCCAGCAUAUCUCAUAGACCUGAUGCAUGAUAAAAAUAAUGAAAUUCGGAAGGUCUGUGAUAAUACGUUAGAUAUUAUAGCGGAAUAUGAUGAAGAAUGGGCUAAGAAAAUUCAGAGUGAAAAGUUUCGCUGGCAUAACUCUCAAUGGCUAGAGAUGGUAGAGAGUCGACAGAUGGAUGAGAGUGAGCAGUACUUGUAUGGUGAUGAUCGAAUUGAGCCAUACAUCCAUGAGGGAGAUAUUCUUGAAAGACCUGAUCUUUUCUACAGUUCAGAUGGAUUAAUUGCCUCUGAAGGAGCCAUAAGUCCAGAUUUCUUUAAUGAUUAUCACCUUCAAAACGGAGAUGUAGUUGGGCAGCAUUCAUUUCCUGGAAGCCUUGGAAUGGAUGGCUUUAGCCAACCAGUUGGCAUUCUUGGACGCCCUGCCACAGCUUAUGGAUUCCGCCCAGAUGAACCUUACUACUAUGGUUACGGAUCGCGAUAAAGUCAUCCCUUUCCAAGUGUACUCUCAGCUUAGAAGAAGAAAUCUGAGUGGGUUGGGUUAACUUUGAAUCGUGGCCUAAUAAUGCAUGUUGAUACUAUUGUGGGUCUGUGUUUUUUAUGUUUCCAUGUAGUUAGCUGCAGAUUAACUCCAGCCCCUUCUGUCUUCUGUUAAGUACAGUUGAUGGUGACACUGUUCAUUCAUCAAACCACAUCUUGAUGCUAGAUAACAUUUCCAGUGAUACUCAAAAGUGAAUGUUGAAAAGCUACUAGACUGAAAAGCAAACACUAUGUUAUGUACAUUGACUAAUUUAAUUUCUUUUAGAAAGAAACGGUGCAAAUGAAUGAAAGUCACGUGUUUGUAUUUAAUGCGCUUCAUUAGGAGUUAUAUGCUUAUAAAGGGUGCACAUGAAUUUUAUUUUUUCCUGCCCUUUUUUCCUAUUUCUAAACUCUUGAGUAUUUUAUGUGAUAUAUGCUACCUUUACAAUUUAUAAAGAGAACAUCACCUUUUUAUUUCAUGCCACAUGCCUGAAAGAUUCCUUCCCAAAAUUAUUAACUAUUAGUUUUCAGUUAAUGAUGUGGAACGUGUGCCAUAAGUUAUGUUAUACAAGUAUAUGAGUAUAGUCUCUUCAGAAAUUUGAAUUCAUGUCUCUCUAACUGUAAUGUAGAAAACCCGGGCUGGCUGGUUAGCUCACUUGUGAAAGCUUGUGCUGAGAACACCAAGGUCAAGAGUUCAAAUCCCUGUACAGGCCAGCCACCCAAAAAAAAAAAAAAAAAAAGAAAACAUACUUGAGACAACUAGUGUAAAUGAAACAGGAUUACUACUAGGCUUUUAACUUUUAUUCUUCAUUAAAUUUAGAAUCUAAAGUAUGGAAAAACUCAUUAAAAGUCUCAUUGAGGAAAACUAAGAAACAGAAUAUUUCACUCAGGUACCCAUUUCCCAUUUGUUUACUUGUUUUUAUUUAUUUAUUUAUUUAUUUAUUUAUUAUUUAUUUAUUUUUUUUUUGACCGGUAAGGGGAUCACAACCCUCUGCACAGUGUGGUCUGCACCACGCUCAGCCAGUGAGCGCACCACACCAGCCAUCCCUAUAUAGGACCCGAACCCGCGGCCUCAGCGCCAUCAGCACCGCACUCUCCCAAGGGAGCCACGGGGCCAGCCCUUGGUUUUAUAAAAGAUAGACUUAGGUACUAAGAAAUGGAGAGACAUUUUGAUUAAUGAGUUUUGAAAAUAAUUCAUUAAUGUUAUAAUAUGGAAAAAUUUACUGGAAAAACCAAGCAAAUAAAAUAACUAUAAUCCAGAGAUAGUUCCUUGGUCACCUGCUAUGGAAGAAAAUAUGAGGCUUCAAAGGGAAUACUAGAUCAAAGACAAAACUUCUGUCCUUGGAUUUAAAGUCUCAUUGAUCUAACUACACUAUCUAUUUGGCUUAAUUUAUAUUUUAAGCUUAGAAUAGUAGACUGGAAGGGCCUUUGAAAUAACUCAGUCCAUCUACUUGUUUGAGAAACCAAUCACAUAAAAAAUUUAAA